AUGUCUGUGCUAUCACCCGAUGUCCACGCAGAUCUUGCGAAUCUGCUCCAAGGCCUACAGUCCCCGGACAACGUGCAGCGAACGAACGCGGAGCAGCACUUGAACGAGCAAUGGGUCGCUACACGGCCUGAAGUGCUCCUCAUGGGGCUUUCGGAGCAGAUCGAGCUGGCAGAGUCGACUUCAACUCGGACAUUUGCUGCCGUCAUCUUCAGGCGCCAAUCCUCGAAACCGCGCAAGGCCGCUACAGGCCAGACCCAGGACCUCUUUCUCACCCUCGGAGAGGCCGAGCGAGAUGCUAUCCGCGCAAAGCUGCUUACAUGCCUUGCUAAGGAGACCGACAACUCGGUGCGCAGCAAGGUCGGAGAUGCCGUCGCCGAGUUGGCGCGGCAACACACAGACGAGAAUGUCGCAUGGCCAGAGCUGCUAGGCGCCCUCUUCCAAGCGAGUCAAUCGCAGGACCCAAACCAGCGCGAGAACGCCUUCAGGAUAUUCUCGACCACCCCGCAGAUCAUCGAAAAGCAGCACGAGGAUGUCGUGGUUACCGCCUUCAAGGGCGGCUUCGCGGACAGCGAGACAGCCGUACGAAUUGCUGCCGUAGAAGCAUUUGCGUCCUUCUUCCGCUCCAUCACCAAGAAGACGCAAUCCAACUACUACACACUGAUCCCAGAGAUUCUCAACAUCCUACCCCCGAUCAAGGACUCUGGCGAUGCCGAUCUGCUCACCAAGGCCCUCAUCUCGCUGAUCGACCUCGCCGAAGUUGCGCCCAAGAUGUUCAAGCCUCUGUUCAACAGCCUCGUGCAAUUCAGCAUUUCCGUGAUCCAGGACAAGGAACUUGGGGAGACCGCACGCCAGAACGCACUCGAGCUCAUGGCCACAUUCGCAGACAAUGCGCCUCAAAUGUGCAGGAAGGAUCCCAACUUCACCAACGACAUGGUUACCCAAUGUCUGUCGCUCAUGACCGACGUUGGAGCUGACGAUGACGACGCGGAAGAGUGGAAUAUCUCUGAGGACCUUGACGAGGAGAGCGAUUCGAACCAUGUAGCUGGAGAGCAGUGCAUGGAUCGCUUGGCCAACAAGCUGGGUGGACAAGCCAUUUUGCCGCCGACAUUCAACUGGUUGCCCCGCAUGAUGACCUCGUCAGCGUGGCGUGACAGGCACGCUGCACUCAUGGCGAUUUCAGCCAUCUCCGAGGGCUGUCGCGAACUCAUGGUGGGCGAGCUCGACAAGGUUUUGGAUCUUGUCCUUCCCGCUCUCCGAGACCCGCAUCCUCGUGUGCGGUGGGCUGGAUGCAAUGCUGUUGGCCAAAUGAGCACCGACUUUGCCGGAACUAUGCAAGAAAAGUACCACCAGGUCGUUUUGCCCAGCAUUAUUCCAGUCCUUGAGUCCGCGGAGCCUCGUGUUCAGGCACAUGCUGCCGCUGCCCUUGUCAACUUCUGCGAAGAGGCCGAGAAGAACAUCCUUGAGCCAUAUCUGGAUCAGCUCCUGAACCACUUGCUCAUGCUCCUGCAAAGUCCAAAGCGAUUUGUGCAAGAGCAGGCACUCUCCACCAUCGCCACAGUUGCUGACUCUGCAGAGGCAGCGUUCUCAAAGUACUACGACACCUUAAUGCCACUUCUGUUCAAUGUUCUGCAGGAAGAACAGUCCAAGGAAUACCGCCUGCUGCGAGCAAAGGCAAUGGAAUGUGCCACUCUCAUUGCUCUUGCAGUUGGAAAGGAACGCAUGGCCCAAGAUGCUCUCAACCUUGUCCAGCUACUCGGACGUAUUCAGAACAGUGUUUCAGAUUCAGAUGACCCACAGGCCUCUUACUUGCUGCACUGCUGGGGUCGAAUGUGCCGUGUCCUUGGUCGCGAGUUUGUACCUUUCCUUGCCGGUGUCAUUCCACCUUUGACCGAGCUUGCCGGAGCCAAGGCCGACAUUCAGCUUCUCGACGACGAGGAUCAGGUGGCACAGAUCCAGGACGAGGAGGGCUGGGAACUUGUUCCCUUGAAGGGCAAGGUUAUCGGUAUCAAGACGAGCAUUCUCGACGACAAGCACAUGGCUAUUGAGCUUAUCGUCAUCUACGCUCAGGUCCUAGAGGAUGCUUUUGAGCCAUACGUCAACGACAUUAUGGAGAAGAUCGCGCUCCCUGGUCUGGCUUUCUUCUUCCACGACCCCGUCCGUGUCGCAUCCGCAAAGUGCGUGCCUGCGCUGCUGAACUCAUACAAGAAGGCCCAUGGCCCAGAAUCACCACAACUUGGUCAAUUAUGGGGCCGAACCGUUGAGCGCGUGCUCGAGGUGCUCAGCACCGAACCGGCGAUCGAUACCCUUGCCGAGAUGUACCAGUGCUUCUACGAGUGCUUAGAGUGCAUUGGCCGGAACUGCCUCACACCUGAACACAUGGCUACUUUCAUCGAGUCUGCCAAGAGUGUUCUCCAGGAUUACCAGGAGCGCGUAAAGGAGCGCCUGGAAGAGCAGGCCGAGAACGAUGAUGGCGAAGAGGCCUCGGAAGAGAUGCUCUUCGCCAUUGAGGACGACCAGAACCUGCUCUCGGAUAUGAACAAGGCUUUCCACACCAUCUUCAAGAACAUGGGUAGUCCAUUCUUGCCCCACUGGGAGCAGAUCAUGGAGUCCUACACAAUGGUUGUCCUCAACAAGCACCCUACUCAGUGUCAAUGCGCCAUUUGCAUCUUUGUCGUCGUAAAGGACUUCAGCGGACCUGCGUUAUUGAAGUUCAAUGAGCGCAUCAUCCAGCCACUCAUCGACGGCAUGCAAGAUGAUGUCCCAGCCAACCGACAGGCAGCAGUCUACGGUGUAGGUGUAGCAGCACACAAGGGCGGCGAGGCAUGGUCAGAUUUCGCCGCCGCCUCAUUACCGAUGUUGUUCCAGGUCGUCCAACGACCAAACGCUCGUGCCGACGACGACGUCUUCGCAACGGAGAAUGCAUCAGCGGCGAUCGCCAAGAUCCUCCACCACAACGCCGCAAAGGUACAAAACUGGCAGGAAAUUGCCACCGCGUGGGUCGAUACCCUGCCCAUCACAAACGACGAAGAGGCUACGCCAUACGCAUAUGCUUUCCUCGCACAGCUCAUCGAGCAACAAAAUCCCGCCGUCUUCUCCCAGCCCGCUAAGGUCUUCACUUUCGUCGUCCAGGCUCUCGAGGCCGAGACCCUCCAAGGCCAAAACGCCACCCGCGUCGUUGCAUCUGUCAAGGCGCUCAUCCAAGCCACCGGCACCAACCUCGCACAGACGGCUGCGACACUGACGCCCGACCAGCAGCGCACCGCACAGGCGUAUUUCAGCUAGAAGCUGGGUGCGCGAGCGAGGAGAGACUCUUCUGCAUCGGGCGGCGUUUGCUUUUGGAAGGGAUAGGGCUAUGAAAGGAGGAACAUAUUUGGGAGGCGUGAAAAUGUAGGUAAGGGCGUGUGCGUGGCGAUGGAAUUUUUUUUUAGAGUAGUUAGUUACAUCACUGAUUCCCCCCCUGUUUUCCUGUUUCAUCCCUCCCCAUCGCAAGAAGGACUGGUUAGGCUCGCGUGGCUAGAUAGAAUUGCAUAUUUGCAUGGUU
Messenger RNA from Parastagonospora nodorum SN15, 3541 nucleotides. RefSeq lists its product as hypothetical. The record is from RefSeq and is a predicted model, not a curated record. Lineage: Eukaryota; Fungi; Ascomycota; Dothideomycetes; Pleosporales; Phaeosphaeriaceae. The coding region runs from base 1 to 3282 and encodes 1093 amino acids. Gene Ontology annotation, molecular function: nuclear import signal receptor activity; small GTPase binding. The transcript has 5 exons. Gene Ontology annotation, biological process: protein import into nucleus. Gene Ontology annotation, cellular component: nucleus; cytoplasm.